Staurois parvus is the source of this 366-nucleotide messenger RNA. Lineage: Eukaryota; Metazoa; Chordata; Amphibia; Anura; Ranidae. The record is from the annotation of a GenBank genome assembly.
UAGGCAGCUGGGUGAAUUGGAUGUGGAUAGGGAGGGUAAUCGGCAUGCCGGGGGGGGAUAUCUGGAACUGAUCCCCUGUAUGGCUCUCUCUGCAGCAGCUGAAAGCUGGCUUCUUCUCCUCUACCUCCCGCUGGCUUUUAGCUGCUGCAGAGAGAGCCAUACAGGGGAUCGGUUCCCCCACCGCACCCAUCACCCUCCCUGUGCACCAUACAUUUCCCCCUGCUGCCCAGGCCCCCUAGUUGUUGACUUCCCUAUUCUCCUUCCCACUGGCAGCUGCCAGCACACAAUAGGAUCCUUCAGGAUGGAGAGUGGGGGAAGGGUCCUGUAAACAUGUCACAUUUACCAGACCCUUCCUUUCCUGAAUGA